This is a messenger RNA of Phragmites australis (common reed), 729 nucleotides long. Its product is annotated as FCS-Like Zinc finger 1-like. Bases 214 to 483 code for a protein of 89 amino acids. The transcript is spliced from 2 exons. The record is from RefSeq and is a predicted model, not a curated record. NCBI's taxonomy places the organism in Eukaryota, Viridiplantae, Streptophyta, Magnoliopsida, Poales, Poaceae.
CCCACUAAGCAUCACGCAUUUGACGCGGGCGCGCAAGGAAGCACGGGGCCACGAAGGAAUCGCGGGAAAAAGCACGGACGAUUUGCAGCUGCCGGCGAGGAGGAAGGCCCCGGAUCUCGCCGGAGCCGGCUGCAUUCAUUCAGCGGCCGCGUGGAGCCGGCUUGCCAGCCCGUGGUGCUCCGCGACGAGGAGGGAGGGAGGGAGCGAUCAUCGAUGGGAGGAAGGCAUGACGUGCAUUUCUUGGACGCGUGCUUCCUCUGCCUGAGGCCGCUCGCCGUCAACCGUGACAUCUUCAUGUACAGAGGGGACACGGCGUUCUGCAGCGAGGAGUGCAGGAGGGCGCAGAUGGAGGCGGACGAGACGGCGGAGAGGAAGGAGAGAGAUAUGGCCAAGAGGCUGGCACAGGGGGCCCCGCCAGCCAGGGAAGUGGAUGGCCCACAGGAGCGCGGCAAGGUCCGAGAAGGCUCGGUCCUGGCCCUGUAGCGCAAGUUCUGGAGUAGUCUAUGUAUGGCCUUUUUUUUUCCUCUUCUAUUAUUUCUGCCUUACGAAACGUACCACCAGAGAUCAUCGCUUUCGUUUGCACGGGUUUGUGUUUUUUGUUUAAAACCCCUGGGGAUCAUUCGGUGGUUUGUUGGUGAAUGGUGAUCAUGUAUACUGCACCACGUCUUGUACUAGUCUAGGGAGAAAUAAUAUUGAGACACUGUGAAAACGCUGUAUUGCUUACAAAAA